UGUUAAUGCGAGAGGUUUAAGACGGUGCGGGCGGGAAUGGUAAACGGACAUUAAAACCUAAAAAAUGGCUGCUCCUGUUCUGAAACGUGCAUGAUGAAAUGAGUUGCUCAUUCACGACACUGUGAAGGCUGCAGGUUUUGAAGAAACUGACACUGUAACGAGAAGCCGCUCAAAAUGGGACGCAAGAAGCAGCAACAGCACAAGCCUGACCGCGCCGCAGUGAGCGGGAAAGACCGCCGGCACAGACUCAAAGAGAAAUCACUGGAAACGUUCACCGAAGAAGUGCAUGACGCCCUGCACGCAAGUCUCCAGGGUGACGGAGCCGAGGAGGGGGGCGUGGCGCCGGUGAAGCUGCCCUGUGCCCUGGCCAUGUGGGAGCUGGGGCACUGCGAUCCCCGGAGGUGCACGGGGAGGAAGCUGGUGCGCAAGGGGCUGGUCCGCACCCUGAGACUCAGCCAGAGGUUUAACGGACUCAUCCUCAGCCCUAUGGGCACCAAAUACGUGUCGCCUGCGGACAGAGAGAUCGUGGCCCAGAGUGGCGUGGCAGUGAUCGACUGUUCCUGGGCCAAGCUGGAUGAGACUCCAUUCAGCAAGAUGAGAGGAAGCAAUCCCAGGCUGCUGCCUUACCUCGUGGCAGCCAACCCAGUGAACUACGGGCGCCCCUGCAAGCUGUCCUGCGUGGAGGCCUUCGCAGCCACCUUCUGUAUUGUUGGGUUUCGUGACCUUGCAGUAAUUGUUCUGCGGAAGUUUAAGUGGGGGAAAGUGUUCCUGGACCUUAAUAAGAGCCUUCUGGAGCAGUAUGCUGCCUGUCUCAACGAAGAGGAGCUGCUUAAAGUAGAGAAGGAGUUCCUGGCUGCCAAACCCGAGGAGGAAGAAAUAGACCCAUUUGAUGUGGACUCUGGGAGAGAAUGUUCAAACUUGAAUAGACCCCGCUGGUCAGCACAGGAAGAGGAAGAGGAGGAUGAUUCUGAGGAAGAAGGGGAAAGCGAUGAUGAUGAUGAUGAUGAAGAGGAGAAUGCUGGUGAGAAUAAAGAGGAAGAGGAGACUGAGGAAGAGGAGGAUAAGUCCUCGGUCGCUGCCAGCGCCUCAGUGAUUUGGAAAGGAGCUAAGGAGAGGAUAAGAAACUGAACCAUGAAGCUGGAAGUGACUAGCGCUGGAGAGUGUGCUGUCCUGCAGCUGCAGCAAUACAAGUGUAUCUGCCAGCACUGAUUACAUAGAGAUGUUUUUGUAUGCAAAAGAUUGCAUUUGAUAGAACCUUGGCUUCUAGGAGUGCUGUAAACAGUACCAACAAAAAUAUGCUGAAAAAUUACUUAUUUUCAGGAAUUAGCUUUUUUUAAACUUCAAUAAAUAUAUUUAUGAAUCACAAAUAGGUGUAGCGCUCAAUGAUCGGUGAGGUACGUAGUCAAAAGAAACUGAUUCAGAAAGAUAAGGGUUGACGGCACACUCUGACAUAGUCCAGAAAUAAAUCUACAGUGUAAAAUCCAUAAGGUUUAGUCCUGUUUCGUGGCACAGAU
Molecule: messenger RNA, 1514 nt
Organism: Polyodon spathula (Mississippi paddlefish)
Lineage: Eukaryota; Metazoa; Chordata; Actinopteri; Acipenseriformes; Polyodontidae
Gene: tsr3
Product: TSR3 ribosome maturation factor
Exons: 7
Coding region: 175-1128 (317 amino acids)
Biological process (GO): maturation of SSU-rRNA
Molecular function (GO): rRNA small subunit aminocarboxypropyltransferase activity
Source: RefSeq, a predicted model, not a curated record